This is a messenger RNA of Perkinsus marinus ATCC 50983, 369 nucleotides long. RefSeq lists its product as hypothetical. Gene Ontology annotation, biological process: proteolysis. The transcript has a single exon. Lineage: Eukaryota; Perkinsozoa; Perkinsida; Perkinsidae. Gene Ontology annotation, molecular function: aspartic-type endopeptidase activity. The coding region runs from base 1 to 369 and encodes 122 amino acids. The record is from RefSeq and is a predicted model, not a curated record.
AUGGUUCACACGACUUCUUUGGAGCUGAUUGGUGUACUAUUCCUGGGCAAGUGUUGGGGAGAGAAGUUGAUCCGAAUGGAUAUAUCUCCGCAGAAAGUGUCCGGCGCGGCGAAUUCGGCUCAUCUGUUGGCCAAUUUGAAGAUCGAUGGUGAAGAUGUGACCGCCCUUGUAGACACCGGGAGUCCAAUCACGUACUUUGUAUGGCGACACUGGUACGAGAGCACCGCUCCAGGUGGCUGCGAGAAAAUCAUCUACAAGUGCUACGAGUGUAAUCCAGCGCCAUGUCGCGAGGGUCCGAAGAAGCAGUUCGAAGUCUUCGACGGCACGCGUGUGACUCUCUUCCCGCACUCUGGGAAAGUCAAGAGCUAA